Molecule: messenger RNA, 1332 nt
Organism: Pipistrellus nathusii (Nathusius's pipistrelle)
Lineage: Eukaryota; Metazoa; Chordata; Mammalia; Chiroptera; Vespertilionidae
Source: the annotation of a GenBank genome assembly
AUGGACGAGGGGCCCGUGGACCUGCGCACCCGGCCCAAGGCCGCCGCGCUCCCGGGCGCCGCGCUGCCGCUCCGUAAGCGCCCGCUGCGGCCGCCCUCCCCGGCGCCCGCCGCCCCGCGCUGCGCCCCGGCCGCCCCGGAGCCCCUGCCCGGCGGCGCCAGCGGGCCCGCCGCCCCGGCGUCCCGCCCCGGCCUGGCCCGGCCCGAGGCCCUUUACUACCAGGGACCUUUACUGCCUCUGUACCCCACCCCGACCAUGGGCUCCCCCUUUCCUCUGCUGAGCCUGCCUCCGCCCCUGUACCCCAUGAUGUGCUCAAUGGAACACCCCCUUUCAGCCGACAUCGCCAUGGCCACCCGCGCGGAUGAGGACGGAGACACGCCACUCCACAUCGCCGUGGUGCAGGGCAACCUGCCAGCUGUGCAUCGACUCGUCAGCCUCUUCCAGCACGGGGGCCGGGAGCUGGACAUCUACAACCACCUCAGGCAGACACCGCUGCACCUGGCUGUGAUCACCACUCUGCCGUCGGUGGUCCGGCUACUGGUGAUGGCCGGAGCCAGCCCCAUGGCCCUGGACCGCCAUGGCCAGACGGCAGCCCACCUGGCGUGUGAGCACCGCAGCCCCACUUGCCUGCGGGCCCUGCUGGAGAGCGCCGCCCCGGGCACCGUGGACCUGGAGGCCCGCAAUUACGACGGGCUCACUGCCCUGCACGUGGCCGUCAACACCGAGUGCCACGAAGCGGUGCUGCUCUUGCUGGAGCGUGGCGCGGACAUCGACGCGGUGGACAUUAAGAGCGGCCGCUCCCCGCUCAUCCACGCCGUGGAGAACAACAGCCUGAGCAUGGUGCAGCUGCUGCUGCAGCACGGCGCCAACGUGAACGCGCAGAUGUACUCGGGCAGCUCGGCGCUGCACUCGGCGUCGGGCCGCGGGCUCCUCCCGCUGGUGCGCACGCUGGUCCGCAGCGGCGCGGACAGCAGCCUCAAGAACUGCCACAACGACACGCCGCUCAUGGUGGCGCGCAGCCGCCGGGUCAUCGACAUCCUGAGGGGGAAGGCCACUCGACCUGCUCCCGAGUCACAGCCAGAGCCCUCCUCUGACCGGAGUGCCACCACCUCCCCGGAGAGCAGCAGCCGCCUCAGCUCCAACGGUCUUCUCUCGGCAUCACCAUCCUCCUCGCCUUCCCAGUCCCCUCCCAAGGAUUCCCUUGGAUUUCCCCUGGCUCCCCCCAGUUUCUUCCUCUCUCCCUCACCUCCACCUGCCUUCCUGCCCUUUGUCGGGGUCCUCCAGGCCCCCGGCCGGCCGGUGCCCCCCGCCCAAGCUCCCGGAGGCAGCUGA